Molecule: messenger RNA, 1872 nt
Organism: Solanum dulcamara
Lineage: Eukaryota; Viridiplantae; Streptophyta; Magnoliopsida; Solanales; Solanaceae
Exons: 15
Coding region: 211-1563 (450 amino acids)
Source: RefSeq, a predicted model, not a curated record
UCAUAAUUUGCCAAAAGAAUUGGGAACACGCUAAAAAGGCCAAAGGAAUCCCACCCGACACUACAAACAGUUGGAGAAAAGCAAAGAAAGUUUUCUGUGCAAAGUGCAAGAAUAAGUUGUUCGCAAAGUGGAUUGUCCACAUUCUCCGUCGAUAUUUACCGGCAUCACCUUCCCGGCGGGCACAGUUCCCGAGAGAUUUAUCAGUGAGGUAUGAAGAAGGAUAAGGCAGUUGUAAGAGAAAGCCCUAGCACUAAUGAAGAAGAAGAAGAUGCUGUCUCAAGUAAUCAUUCAGCUCGUCGAUUUUCUACCCGAAAUGCUUCUUCCAAAUACGAUUUCGUUAAGGUGAAAGUAUGGCUGGGUGACAAUGCCGAUCACUACUAUGUUCUCUCUAGAUUUUUGCUCAGCAGAAUGCUCACCGUCACUAAGAUACCAAAUCACGUGGCUAUUAAAAUUGCACUUGAGCUUAAGAAGCUUCUUGUUGACAACAGCCUACUCGAUGUCUCACAAUCAGAUUUGGAGGCAAACUUGUUCAAGCUUAUGGAGCGAAGAGGUUUUGGAGAAGAGUAUAUAAACCGUUAUAAAAUGAUUACGAGAUUUCAUCAUAUGCGAGUGCCUUUGGUAAUUCUUGUUUGUGGCACUGCUUGUGUUGGAAAAUCUACUAUUGCUACCCAGCUUGCACAAAGGCUGAACUUGCCAAAUGUCUUGCAGACUGCCAUGGUGUAUGAAUUGCUACGGACAUCAACAGAUGCACCUUUGGCAUCUUCUCCUGUGUGGGCACGUGAUUUCAGCUCAUCAGAGGAGCUAAUAACCGAAUUCUGCAAAGAAUGCAGAAUAGUAAGGAAAGGUUUGGCUGGUGAUUUGAAGAAAGCUAUGAAAGAUGGAAAACCAAUUAUAAUUGAGGGGAUACACCUAGAUCCUAGUAUUUACCUAAUGGAUGAAGAGAAUAAAUUGCCACCGGCUUCUCCAGCAAACCAAGCAGUGCCAAAAUCUCUGAAGGUGGAGGAACAGAAUGAAUUACAACAGAAAAGCAAUUCUAAUGUUAGAGUUAGACACAGAAGUCAGAGUGACUGCAAGGAUUGCUGUUCUGAGGAUAUGAAUUCAGAACCAGGAGAAUCUUCUGAGUUAAACAAGCUCACAAUUGCUCUGAAAUCCUUGGACAUUGUUAAUGAAAUCUCUGAAAAUAUGGGUGAAAAAGUUAAAGAUUCAGGGGCAGCCCAAAAGCCUUCUCAUAGAAGAGAAAAAUCUGGUGCUCAACCAAUAAUUGUACCUAUAGUUCUAAGGAUGGCCGAAUUUGAUCAUAAGGCAUUGCUGGAAGAGUGGGUAGCGACUCGUACAUGCAGGGAGAAAUAUCCUACCCAGGACAAAGAUAAAUUGAUAUCUAACUUGAAGACUAUACAGGACUAUCUCUGUUCCUUUAACUCACAGGGUUUAACAGUUGUAAACAUAUCAGCGACGACGUUUCCACAAACAUUGGAUUGGCUGCACAACCAUCUUUUACAGUGUAUCGAGCAAGGUACAUCACAAGUUUCUAGGGGUAACAGUGUGGAGAUAGUCAAAGACUAGAUUACUGCCAGCCGUAUCUCGGUGAUCAAGGUACUCAGCAGACUAUUAAGUCCGUCUACUGCCUAUGCAGAUAUAUAAAGCUCUGUCUUGCAUGAGCUAGGGGUGCUUAUUGGGCGGUUUGGGUUGGAUAUUUUUAUUUGUUGGUCUGCUUUAUCGGUUAUUGGUUUUAAAUGUACUAAACUGCUAACCUAACCGGUAAGAUAUCGGUGGGUUCGAUAUUAGCAUAGUGGUUAUGGAUUAGUUUAUUGGUUAAAUUAAUAAUACCUUCACAAAUGAAUUUGUAUUUUAUCCCGUUAAUAAAUUAUAAUA